This is a messenger RNA of Centruroides sculpturatus (bark scorpion), 705 nucleotides long. RefSeq names its product 30S ribosomal protein S5-like. The record is from RefSeq and is a predicted model, not a curated record. Gene Ontology annotation, molecular function: structural constituent of ribosome; RNA binding. NCBI's taxonomy places the organism in Eukaryota, Metazoa, Arthropoda, Arachnida, Scorpiones, Buthidae. The transcript has a single exon. Bases 1 to 705 code for a protein of 234 amino acids. Gene Ontology annotation, biological process: translation. Gene Ontology annotation, cellular component: ribosome; small ribosomal subunit.
AUGUCAGAAACUAAGCCGCUUAAGCCCAAAACACCUUUGUCGAGCGAAUCCAAAGAUUUCCGGAUUCCAACCGCUGGUCGUCGCCGUCCAGCUCACGCUCAACCAGCUAAUAAAACUGGCUCCGACCGCCAACGCGGUCCAAACCAACGUCGUUUCCGCUCCCGUGCUAAAGACGACGGACUUGAAUUUAGCGAAAAAGUGGUUGAUAUCUCGCGCGUAACUACCGUGGUUAAAGGUGGACGUCGCUUCAGUUUCUCGGCUGUUGUUGUUGUUGGUGACAAAAAGGGCAGCGUGGGCUGGGGUCAUGGCAAAGCUAACGAAGUGCCCGAUGCGAUUAAAAAAGCGAUUAAAGAUGCUCGCAAAAGACAAGUCAAAGUUCCGAUCAUCGACAAGCGCACCGUACCCCACGUUCAAAGCGCUAAGUUUUUAGCUUCCAAAGUGAUGGUUAAACCAGCUCCGCGCGGAAAAGGUAUUGUCGCUUCGGGGGCAGUCCGAGCGGUGGUUGAACUGGCUGGCUACAAAGACAUUUACACCAAAAGUCUCGGUUCGCGUUCCAAAACCAACGCGAUUAAAGCGACUAUUAAAGCUCUAUCGGAACUAAGAACGGUUGAGCAAAUCGCCGAAAUGCGUGGCGUUAAAAUUAGUCAUUUCAGACUUAAAAAGCCGGGAGGUGAGAAAAAUGCAGUUGCACACACUGAGUCCUAA